Molecule: messenger RNA, 1951 nt
Organism: Mus musculus (house mouse)
Lineage: Eukaryota; Metazoa; Chordata; Mammalia; Rodentia; Muridae
Gene: Ssbp4
Product: single stranded DNA binding protein 4
Exons: 16
Coding region: 224-1525 (433 amino acids)
Molecular function (GO): single-stranded DNA binding
Source: RefSeq, a predicted model, not a curated record
UGCGCGCUCCCAGCGCGCGCGCGGGGGGGGGGCCCACCCGCGCUCCCGCCGUUGCCACUUUAAGAGCGGCGGGAGCGCGCGGUGGCGGUGGCGCGCUUCCCGGAACAGCCCGGGGAGGGCAGCGCGGCGAGAACCCACCCGCGGCCGGAGCUCCCGCGCGGACAUGGCCGCGGGGAUCGGGGCGCGGGCAGCGAUGGCCACGCGCGCCUGACAGGUGCGGAGCAUGUACGGCAAGGCGAGCAAGGGCUGCGCGCCCUCGGACGGGCAGGCGCGCGAGAAGCUCGCGCUGUAUGUAUAUGAGUAUCUACUGCAUGUGGGGGCACAGAAGUCGGCGCAGACCUUCCUGUCUGAGAUCCGUUGGGAAAAGAACAUCACAUUGGGUGAGCCUCCUGGCUUCCUGCACUCCUGGUGGUGCGUCUUCUGGGACCUGUAUUGUGCGGCACCAGACCGCAGGGAGGCCUGUGAACACUCCAGUGAGGCCAAAGUCUUCCAGGACUAUAGCGCAGCAGCAGCUCCCAGCCCUGUGAUGGGUGCCAUGACCCCAAACGAUGCAAUGGCAGCAGGCCCUGUGGCACCAGGCUUCUUCCAGCUGUGCCAGCUGACUGUGGUCUGCAGUCUGGAUCUGCAGCAGGGGACUAGCAAGCCCUUCAUGUCACCACGGUUCCCAGGGGGUGCCCGCCCAAUCCUAAGGAUGCCAGGCCAGCCUCCUGUGGGCCUCCCUGGCUCCCAGCCCCUCAUCCCCGCUGCCAUGGACCCCUCCCCACGAGUGCAGGGACACCCCAGCCUGGGAGGCCCGAUGCAGAGGGUGACCCCUCCAAGAGGAAUGGCCAGUGUUGGGCCCCAGGGCUAUGGAACUGGCAUGCGGCCCCCACCCAACUCCCUUGCCACCAGCCAGGUCCUGCCGUCCAUGAACAUGGGUCCAGGAGUGCGUGGCCCAUGGGCCAGUCCCAGCGGUAACUCGAUCCCGUACUCUUCCUCAUCUCCUGGCAGCUACUCGGGACCCGCAGGAGGAGGCGGAGCCCCUGGAACACCCAUCAUGCCCAGCCCUGGAGACUCCACCAACUCCAGCGAGAAUAUGUACACCAUCAUGAAUCCCAUCGGGCCGGGCGCUGGCAGGGCUAACGUGAGUGCGGGCCGGUGCGCCUCACCUGACGGGGACUCUGCGGGGGGCGGCCGGCCCGAGCCCCACGCUGCCCUGUGCCCGCAGUUCCCGCUCGGCCCCAGCCCGGAGGGCCCAAUGGCCUCAAUGAGCACGAUGGAGCCACACCACGUGAACGGAUCCCUGGGCUCGGGCGAUAUGGACGGGCUGCCGAAGAAUUCCCCCGGCGCCGUGGGCGGCCUGAGCAACGCCCCGGGGACCCCGCGCGACGAUGGCGAGAUGGCGGCUGCCGGGACCUUCCUGCACCCGUUCCCGAGCGAAAGCGUAAGCGCCUGCGUCGACUCCCCACCCGCGGCCGCAGCGGGCCGGAGGGGCCUGGCGGGCAGACCCCGGCGGGGCGGCCGCGGGGCCAGAGCAAGACCGUGACCGCGGCGGGCCAGGUGGGGGGGCGGCCGCGGCACCUUCCCCCUCCUUCCCAUCCUCCCCGGGUUCCCCUUGUCCCCGGGAGGGUGGGCCCCAGCCUCGGCCAGAGCUGAGCCGCGCUCCGCGCGCCGCCCUCUCUCCGCAGUACUCCCCCGGCAUGACCAUGAGCGUGUGAUAGUCCCGGCCUGAGCCCAGGGUCCUGCUGGUGAGGUCUCGGUCGCGGCAGCACCCCUGCCAUCCGGACUCCUGGCUAGCCCGGCCGGCCGGCAGGGCCCCCACGAAGGACUUUUAUCAUUUUCUAAACACACAUAUACACACACAAACUCAAAAGGACCUCAGAGAAGUGCAGGCCUCUGGACCUCUGUGCACACAAGGCUGGGGGGUGGGGGCAGGGGUUCUGCCAAUAAAUGCCAUUCCGUUUUGACUUUG